Caenorhabditis briggsae is the source of this 930-nucleotide messenger RNA. The transcript is spliced from 5 exons. Gene Ontology annotation, molecular function: nucleic acid binding. Bases 1 to 930 code for a protein of 309 amino acids. NCBI's taxonomy places the organism in Eukaryota, Metazoa, Nematoda, Chromadorea, Rhabditida, Rhabditidae. The record is from RefSeq and is a predicted model, not a curated record.
AUGUUUAUGUUUAUGCUACUAAUGUUACUGUCUUCGACGUCCGCUCACAAAGGACGACCACAGCGACACACCAUCGUCCAGCCCUCGGAACUGCGACCAGUUGAAGCUAUCGCAAAUCUUCCUGAGCUCACAUCUCGAAACAUCGCGGAUUUUAUUGGCAACAUCGAUGGAACCGAGGAAUCGGAUGAAGCAGCACUGCGAUUUCUAGCGACAUAUGGACUAGUGCCGAAUGAGCGAGAGUGCCCAGAAUGCCUCAACGGUAAGAUGAGUCUUGUCAAAGAUAAUGCCCUUCCGUUACAUUUCGUCUGGCGAUGCUCUUCAUGCAAAACUUCAAAUAUCAUCACAAAGAAAAUGAUUCGAGAGAACACAUUUUUCCAAGAACAAAAACUAUCCGUACAAAAAAUAGUACACAUAGCGGCGGAUUGGGUCGAAAGUCCAGGACGAAACAACGAAAGAACAGCUUCGUUGCAUGGAGUCACGACUUCGACGAUUGUUAAUCUCAACAAACUUUUCCGACAAUUGACGGAGCAAUGCUCGGUACCCCGUCCGGGAACCCUCGUGGAGGAUACUGUCACCACCAACGACUACUACGAUUUCUUCCUAACCACUCAAGUCGGUCAGGUUGGUCUGGCGCGGCCGACCCACUACUACGUCCUCUUGAACGAUUGGGAUGUGCCAGCAACGUUCUGGCCUACCGUAACCCACGCUCUGACGUAUUUGUUCUGCCGCACCACCAGCACUGUCACUCUGCCAGCACCAGUGCUCUACGCGCAUUUGGCAGCGAAAAGAGCCAAGGAGACUAUGGAUGGAGCUCUCUUUGCGAAUCGAGGAGUUGGUCGAGUUUUCGACCUUUCCCAAUUCAGCGAACUUGCUCAACUGACAAAUUGUCUUCAGUCAAAUCCGUCACUGGAUGGGAUGACGUUCGUCUAA